Molecule: messenger RNA, 5666 nt
Organism: Klebsormidium nitens
Lineage: Eukaryota; Viridiplantae; Streptophyta; Klebsormidiophyceae; Klebsormidiales; Klebsormidiaceae
Source: the annotation of a GenBank genome assembly
GUUUUGUUGGCCUUCAUGCUUGGAGUCGCACCUGGUCCUCAAUCACGAUUCAUGGGUUCAUUCAACUUGAUCAACUUGCAGGAAGGGUCAUGGCGUCUGAUCCUGGCAGGGCGUCCAGUUCUGAGCUGCAUGCAACUGGCUGGCCCCAAUUGCCAGAAGGGGCAGGGAACAGCACGUCCCGGACAGCGCCUCCAGGGUUUUCCACCAAUUCAUCAGCUGACGGCAACAAGGGUGCAACAAGAGUUGACGGAUCAGAAUUGGUAGCUGAGGGGAAAGCUAGGAUGGGAGGAAACAGGGAAGGGCCGGGAGCGGGGCCUCCAGGGUUUCACAACCAGCCUGGGUCUGGAAGGGGGAAGCGAGAUUAUGAGGGGUCCGCUGCUUCGCAGGGUGGAUUGUCAAGUAGGGGGAGGGGAAGCAACAGAGGCGGGGGUUUUCCAGCGGGUGGUGGCAUUGCGCGGGAGAAUAACCCUGGCCAAGGCUCUCCCAAUGUAAACAGGCCUGGUGUGAACGGGCCUGGUGUGAACGGGCCUGGUGCGAAUGACCGCAGCUCAACCAGUACAGGAAGCUCGGGGAGCAUCCUCGGCACACCUGGCAUUCAGAGUGGCCAAGGACAGCAAAGAAUGGAGAGGCGCAGUGGACUUGGUAUCACUGGGUUGGAUGCGAACGAGGCUGGAGGCCAGAAUGGUCCGUAUGGUCGCGUCGACGACAGCUACGGGAAGAGGCAUGGCGCGAACGGCCCUCGACAUCAGGAGCCCCGCUUCAAUCAGAGCCACCAGACAGGGUGGGUGGAAAACCCUGCCACUAACGGGCAUCCACACGAAAAUGCUGACGGAGGUGCUGAGAGUGCGCGUGGGACUGCGCAAGGUUCGGAUGAAAGCCAGGGUGCGCAGCAGGGGCGGAGAGGCGGCCGAGACCGGCGGCAGGACCGGAGGAACCGUUCGGACGCCAGCGGAGGCAGCGUCCGGAGCGGCGCCUCGGUCGAACCGUCCGAAGAGCCGCGCGAGACCGGAAGCGGAGGUGGUUUGCAAGCGACGGGGUGGGAGGAAGCGUCGGUCGCAAAUGCUAGCGGGACCGGUCAAGUCGCCACCACUUUAACCAUGCACAAGCCUUCAGAACUGGGUGCGAAAAUGGACGAGGGUUCCGAUGCACGGCCUACGGGUUGGGGGGGUGGACCGGAGCAGGCGGCGCUGCCCCCCGUUGCAACGCGUGACGCUCCCGGAGGGUCCGAUUCGGGCAGCUCGGUUUCGCUCGCUUUUCGGCAGAAGAAGAGGGGGGGGCAGGGGGGCCGGCAGCAAGGUGGGCAGCAAAAUGCGAUUGGGGGCGGAGAGAUGAGAAACCAGAGGGACAAUGUGAGAGAGCAAGGCAAGCAAGGCGGUGUUACUGGUGGAGCAGUUUCAGGGAAGCAGGCUGGGGGGGUGUCAAGAGCCACUGGAUGGAUUGACAACAGUGGGAGGGAGACGGCAGAGGCGACGGCUGGGAGUGCAAGAUCCGCCACCAAGGGGGGGAUGAGAGGUGAGGAAGCAGUAAGGCAGACUUUGGCCCCCCCAAACGUGGAAGACGCGGCGGUGAUUCGAUCGACCGGGUGGAGUGGAGACAUUGGGGAGAGUCAGGGGGAACUUUCUGUGGGGAGUGCGAGGCCGAUACCGACAGGAGGGGGAAGGGGCGCAAAUAAAAGAAGGCAGACUGUGCCUCCCCAGGACAUACGGAAGGAAUCAGCUGGAGAAGGAUUACAGAGUGUGGCGCAUAUGGGGAAUGCGCCGACAGGCUGGGAAACGGAUCCCGCAGGCGGUGCAUCUCCUGAAGCACAAAAAGAUGGUUCAAAGGCGGGAAGGAAGGGCGGGAGGGGACCUACGAAGCAGGUGAUGCCGCCCCAAGACAUCCGGAAAGAAGCGGCAGUGCGGCAUGGCCCCCCAGGUUUCAACCAAGGUGUCCGGAACGAGGUGCGGGCCCAGGACCCCUCCCCAAUUCUGACUCGAGAUGCACCCCCCCGUUCCGGUGAAGAUGGCGCCACCGGAUGGACCGAGCAAAGCAGCGGUGCACUUUCUGGACCGUCUGUCAGUGAUGCUGACUCGAAAAUGAAGGGGCAGGUGGGGCCGUCUGGUUCAAAGAAGCAGCUUCCAAUGGCCCCACAGGACAUCAGGAGAGACUCGGCGCAUCGGGUUACCCCCCGAGAGGCGCGAGCGCAGUCGGCCCAGCCCAAUCUUGUCCAGGACGUCAGGAAAGAGUCAGCCCAGCCCGUGGCUUCUCGUGAUGCAGAGAAAAGAGCGGCGCAGGCUGCCCCCCUCCAGGACGCGAGGGGAGGAAUGGCGCAGGUGGGAGAGAAUCAGCCGGUGGCGUCAAUUGGACAAGCUCCGGGUUGGGAAGCUCGGACACCGCUUGGGGAGCCAGUUUUGCAGACGCCGGUUGGACAGGCGAAGGUCCCGGUCCAAGAUGUUCGGACGAGAGGGCCUCAGACGGGGUCGAGCACGCAUGGUCGGGAUCGAGCCCCGCCCGCAAACCGCAUGCCUCCGCAGAACGCCGCUCCACAGAAAGACGAAAGGGGCUUCCCGAGAGAACAGCAGCCGCGCUCGGGAGCUUUUCCGAAGCGAGAGCCGGCUCCAAGGGAGGAGCGAGGAGAGGAGUUGGGUUUCUGGGGGUGUGAAUCCGACGGCUCCGGUGGGGAGUUCGGGUGGUCCGGGUUCGUCUAUGGGGGGUUCGAUUGCCGCUGUAGGAGGUUCCGUUUUGUCUGGGGCAGGUUCCGUUCCGUCUGGGGCAGGUUCCGUUCACUCUGCGGGGACUUCUGGUGCCUCUGCGGGGGGUUCAUCAUCCGGGGGGCAACCUUCAGCGCCCGCUCACAAGCAAACGGAAACCGGGGGCGUGCAGCCCAACCCCCCCAAAGCGUGGCAGGGGGUUUCGCCGGCCAAGUCGCCAGCGAAAGCGAAGCAGGGGGUGGUGCCUGCCAGGGGGGCGGGGAAAGGGGCGCCCGGAGGGGGGGGAGAGUGGGCCCGUUUGUGCCGUAUUUGCCGCAGGACGACGUGGAGGGGGGUCUGGCUGUGGAGAUGUCGAGCGAGGAGCUAUUGAAGCUGCUGAAGCUGGGGGCGCAGGAGUUUUGGAAACAUGUCGCGCGGGACGACAGCCUGCCCCAAUUCCUCAACUUGUACCUCCGCUUCCGCAAGCGGCCCCACGAUGUCGAGGGGGAUCCCUCUGGGCUCGAGAGGAGCAUCGCCGACGAGGCGGCCGCCGUGCUGCAAAAGCGGGUCUUCUUGACCCUCUUCAGACUGUCUUCGCCUAGAGAGCCGGGCGCCGCAUCCGGGGAAGUCCUGUCCCCUCGAGAGCACACCGAACUGCUGCGGAGAAAGGACCUGCUGGGCGUUCCCCAGUUGAUGGACAUCGCGGCGAUCUACGGUGCGACCAAGCCGGACCUGACGAGACGCCUGGUCGAAAACGUGUUUGAGAAUCAGCCCGGCCACCAGGCCGCCGUGGCUGCGUGCGUGGACCCCAUUCUCAACACGCUCUCUUCGAUGCGCGCCCGGAGCGCGGCCGCGGUUGCGGCGCUUGGGGCCCAGCAGCCGGCCAACCAGGACGUGCCACGUGUCAGGCACAAUCUGAAUGAGGUCAUUGAUUACGUCAGCGACGUGGCGGCGACCUUGGGUGCCUUUGUGGGGGUCUACCCGGCGGUCGCAGCGGUGCUUAUUCCGAAGGAGGGCGAGGGAGCAAGCCCGAAAGGCACGCUCCUCUCCGCGCUGGCAACCGCCCACGACCGCUUGCUCCCCACCGUCCUUUGGGGCCUCCGUUCCCUGCCCCCCAGCACUGACGUCAGCCCCGACGUCAGCCUGGCGUCAGCGGCGCUUCGGGCCUCCGAGCAGAGGCGCGCCCAGCACGCGCGUGCACGCAUCGCCUCUUUGGCUUGGGCCGUACUCGAAGCCAGGUUCUUCGCUGCCGGGGGGGCCGGAAAGGCCGGCGGAGGAGCCCCCCAGAACGAGAGUGGCAGUGCGCUGGUGGAGGCGCUGGGUAGCCUGCGGGGAGGUGAGGACGAGACUGAGAAUUCGGACGCCGGACGGAGGGGGGCGCUUCUGCGGACGCUGGAUCGGAAGAAGGACUUGAGGGGGCUGAUGAGGAGGCUACAGGCGAGCGGCAAGACUAACAUCGACAGCGCCCAGCUAGAGUCCAUCGACGCACUCCUGGGGCCCCCCGAAACGAAGCGUUCCGCCAGGCAGACUACCGCGAGUGGUGCAUCGGCCGCAAGCGACACGGCGAGCGCAGAGGAGGAGGCCCUGCAGAAGUCCAAGCUCAGCCAGAUCAAGGACCUCCUUCCCGACUACGGCGACGGAUUUUUGGCCGUCUGUUUGGACGCUUACGACAACGACGCGGAACAGGUCAUCGCGCACCUCCUGGACGGGAACCUCUCCCCGGCACUCGCGGCACUUGACACCAAAAUGAUGGAGAAGCCGCGGCCGCAGGCCGAGCCCAAGCUUGGUGUCAAGGAUAAAGGCAAGGCGAAAGUGGUGGAAGAAGCGGCGGAGACGGGCGGGGUUAGCAGCCGGAGUCAAGGGGUUAAGGGAGGGUUUGGCGAAGCAGGUCCGAGCGGCUCGUCGACCGCAGGCGCUUCGUCGGUCGUUCCCGGCACUUCGUCGGCUGCCGUGAGCGCUUCGUCCUCUGUCCCGGGCGCUUCGUCGUCGGCGUCGGGCGCUUCCGAGGCGGCGAAACGCUCGAGCGCGGACCAGUCGGGGCGUUACGUCCGGCGCGACCGGGCGCCGUCGGACGCGGUCGCGCUGCUCGACGCGCGCGGCAAGGGCGACGAGCGGCUGCGGAAGAUGGCGACCGAGUACGAGUACGAGGACGAGUACGACGACUCGUUCGACGAGCUGACGACGUACGGAACGGACGCCGGGGACGAGGAGGGGCUCGACGCGGCGGUCGCAAAAGUCCGGGGGGGUGCCGCCGUUGCGCCCACCGGGUGGGGGGAGCAGAAGGGGGCGGCGCCGUCCCCCCCGAAGCGGAACCCGGGUCCCCCAGGGGCGAAGAAGAGCGGGCCGCAGUUUUACGUCAAGGACGGAAAGAACUACAGCUACAAGGUGGCCGGAUCGGUGGCGGUGGAGUCGGUGGAAGCCGCGGCGGUGAUGAAAACGGAGCAGGAGGCGCUCAUUCACGGCCUGGGCGCGGGGGGCAACGUGCCGCAUGUGAAUGCGCGCGAGUCGGAGGAGAGCGGGUCGGAAGAAGAGGGCGAGGGGGAGGGUGGGGAGCCCGGCCCGGGGGGGAGAGGAAGAGGGGGCGGAAGAGGGGGGGGGAGAGGAGGCGCGGGGAGGGGCUCGUUCGCGCGGAAGGAGCAGAACAAGAGCAGCGUCGCGAAUCACCGGAGGAAGGACCGGGCGACCGCGAAGUUCGUCAAGGCCGUCGGGGGGUUCUGAGUGAGCCCGUGAAUGGCCGCAUGAGAGCAUGCGAGUGUCCGCUUGGGUCGGAUUUCUGAUCUUUGUGAUGUUGCUCCCAUGUUUCGCGUAGGCCGCCGCAGGCUGUGAGCAUAGCUCGGUCACUGUCGAAAACGCGGAUUGCAGAGCGGCCAGAGAGUGUGGACUGUCGUACUUUGUGCGCAAAAGACGCCUCAGAUUGAAUGGAGUUUUGAUCAUACUUGGCUUUCCACUUCAGAGUACGAUUUGUAAACCACGCGCCACUUAAUUGAGCUGGCAAGG